AUGACGCGACCGUGGCUGUUGCAAGCCGCGGACGUGGACCGCGGCGAUCCCACGGGAGGCGGUGGUGGUGAUGACGGCGAACCGGCCGCUGACCGCUCUGCUCAUAUAAAUACGAUCGCCGGCCUUCAUAUGGCAUCUACCGUAAUCAUGACCAGCUCGAGCCUCCGCUCUGUUGCGGCCCUCGUUCAACUGCUUGCCUUCUUACCGGCUUCUAAUGCGUGUUUCGCCUCUGGAGUGUGCGGUGGUAUUGGACUCGGACUUGGUGGACCAUGUAUGGGAGGAUUGGGGGGAAUCCCACCGAUUCCUCCACCACCAUGUGCAGGAGGCAUGGGAUGUGGAGUUGGGUACAGUUGUGGCGCCUAUGGUUGUUACCGUAGUCGAGCUCGAGUACAUGGCGCUGGUACCGUACACAAUGGACCGGUGCUUAUGGGAUCCGAACGAUUUUCACGAUUCCGACGGCCCGAAAUGUCCAGGGAUCCUACAACGUGCUAUUCAUGGACUGUUGCGAGCAGCGCGGUUUGCCAGACGCAUGCCCGCCACUGCACGUAUACACACCUUUCAGAAUGCGACUCGUUGAUUCGCAUGUACUUCAAGCAGGACGCCUGCCCUAUCCAUGCUACAGCCGAGAUUCAGUUCUGCGCCGCGCAAGGACGAGAUCAUCGUGCAUGCUGUCAAAGAAACGGGGUCACAACGACCCUGGCCGGAGCUAAGUGCUUGACGUUCUGCGAUCAACGACCAGGCAAUGUCACAAUGCUCGACAUGUCGUAUGUGCCAUGCUACGAACGUUUCGAGAACAUGAAGGCGUGCUUCUGGCACGACACUGUCAACAGGCUCAAGAAAUAA
Molecule: messenger RNA, 843 nt
Organism: Ostertagia ostertagi
Lineage: Eukaryota; Metazoa; Nematoda; Chromadorea; Rhabditida; Trichostrongylidae
Source: the annotation of a GenBank genome assembly